AUGGCUGACAUCCUGUUGGCUUGGUGGUGGCCGCUGGCCGCCUUUUGGAUCUUUCAUGUACAAAAAUUGAAUUACGAAGAAGCAGACGAGCAGCAGUACACUUGGGUGUUUCGGUCACAUUGCAGUUGCUCGUGCUCGCAGGGUUCCAGCGUUCCCCUGCUGGCUGAUCUGUUUGUUCGUGUGGUCCCGCCACCGCGAGCUUGGGGGUUGAGACUCGGCUUUCUCAUUCGCCAUUUUCAUCUUUUUCAGCUGCUCGUUUAUAUGCAGGCUCUUUAUUGUUUUUUAUUGCAUCUUGACAGCGUCUUGUUUCCGACGUCUAUGCCAGCCAGCAGUCCCACGCGAGAGCAGCCGCCAGACACUCCGCGACUUGUUCUGCACGAGAUGCACGCAGAAAGCUUUGUUUCGUCCCCCUCUCGCGGAGACGCUCCGACCACCGAACACUGA
This is a messenger RNA of Toxoplasma gondii ME49, 444 nucleotides long. Its product is annotated as eIF2 kinase IF2K-C. The transcript is spliced from 2 exons. Bases 1 to 444 code for a protein of 147 amino acids. Lineage: Eukaryota; Apicomplexa; Conoidasida; Eucoccidiorida; Sarcocystidae. The record is from RefSeq and is a predicted model, not a curated record.